AUGACUGCCCUACGACGUAUACAGAAGGAACUAAGGGAUAUUACCAACAAGCCUAUCGACGGCGUCUCCGUCAGUCCGCUCGACGACAACCUCUUUGUAUGGAACUGUGCCAUCAAAGCCGACUCGGAUAGCCCGUAUAAAGGCGGCACGUACAAGUUCAAGCUUGAGAUACCAGAGAACUUUCCUUUCAAGGCCCCUGCUGUCACGUUCCAGACGAAGAUCUACCACCCCGGUAUCAACGAGGAGGGUGCCAUCUGUGUGCCUAUACUGCGCGAUGAGUGGAAACCUACGAUCACCAUGUCUACCGUCUUGUCCGUCAUCCAAGAGAAGGUGAACAACCCGCUACCAGAAGACCCUUUCAUGCCAGAUAUUGCCGCGCAAUUGAAGGACAACAAGACUGCGUUCUUGGCCACCGCCAAGGACUGGACAAAGAAAUAUGCGAUAUAG
Messenger RNA from Peniophora sp. CBMAI 1063, 447 nucleotides. NCBI's taxonomy places the organism in Eukaryota, Fungi, Basidiomycota, Agaricomycetes, Russulales, Peniophoraceae. The record is from the annotation of a GenBank genome assembly.